Molecule: messenger RNA, 1937 nt
Organism: Scleropages formosus (Asian bonytongue)
Lineage: Eukaryota; Metazoa; Chordata; Actinopteri; Osteoglossiformes; Osteoglossidae
Gene: ywhaqa
Product: tyrosine 3-monooxygenase/tryptophan 5-monooxygenase activation protein, theta polypeptide a
Exons: 6
Coding region: 255-992 (245 amino acids)
Source: RefSeq, a predicted model, not a curated record
UUUUUUUUUUUUUUACCCCUUUCCGCCCCGAAAGCAGGUCGAUUGAGAGGAGCCGGACGGGAUCUUUGAAGGUUACUGCCUUUAGGUCUUUCCGAAGAACUCCGUUCCCUCUCCUCUUUGCUCCAGACGUCUGCUGGAAUUGCUGCGGUCACACUCGCGCCCUUCUUUUUUUUUUCUUUCCCCAUUCCUUACCGGACUUGCCAGGAAGCUGAUUCGGGGGGGUGAAGAAGUAGAGCUGCAGUAAGUGCGAAGCCAUGGAUAAAGCAGAGGUGAUUCAGAAGGCCAAGCUGGCGGAGCAGGCCGAGCGCUACGAGGACAUGGCGUUCUGCAUGAAGGAGGUGACCGAGCAGGGAGCCGAGCUGUCCAACGAGGAGAGGAACUUGCUGUCUGUCGCCUACAAGAAUGUGGUGGGAGCGCGACGGUCUGCUUGGAGAGUCAUCGCCAGCAUCGAGCAGAAGACCGAGGGGAGUGACAAUAAGGUCGCGAUGGCCAAGGAGUACCGUGAGAAAGUGGAGGCCGAGCUGAAGAACAUCUGCAAGGAAGUGCUGGAGCUGCUGGACAAAUACCUUAUUGUCAAGUCAACCAACCCUGAGAGCAAAGUCUUCUAUUUAAAGAUGAAGGGAGAUUACUACAGAUAUCUUGCAGAAGUUGCCUCUGAACAUGACAAGAAGGAGACGAUAAAGAGCUCCCAGGACGCUUACCAGGAAGCGUUCGACAUCAGCAAGAAAGACAUGCAGCCCACACACCCUAUCCGUCUAGGACUGGCCCUCAACUUUUCAGUCUUCUUCUAUGAGAUCCUCAACAACCCGGAACAGGCCUGUAUACUUGCCAAACAGGCCUUUGACGAUGCCAUUGCAGAGCUUGACACUCUGAAUGAAGACUCGUACAAAGACAGCACACUCAUCAUGCAGCUGCUUAGAGACAACCUCACAUUAUGGACAUCUGACAGCGCAGGAGAUGAAUGCGAGGCUGGAGAGGGAGGCAACAACUAAAUGCAUGAGUGGUCCCCUACAUGGGGGGGAACGAAAAAACCUUUAUACACACCUUCAUUUGUUAUCAUUCCACUUUGUCUAGCAAUGAAAGCUCAUCAUCACUGACGAGCUGUUUGUAGAAAUGGAAAUCCUGUUAUUUUCACAUUGCUGCUUUUGGGAAGAAAAAAAUCAAUAUGAAUUUAAAUCGACUCCAUUCAAUGCUUUGUUUGCCCUGAUCUCACUUUAUGUGCAGCUUCUGUGGGAAAGUCUUAAUAGCUUUACAUUGCUUGUCAUCUAGAAGGAGUUAAUCUUCAGGUACAUCUGUCUGGUGAAUCUACAAUAGUGGUUGUGUACAAUUAGACGUAGCGUCAACGUAGAAAUCGGAAGGGGUUGUGGGAAAUUGACUUUUUCUUUUUCUUUUUCUUUAGACCUUAUUGUCCCUGUGUUGCAUCUCUUAAGGGUGUCCUGUAGAAUUACAGCAGAAGGUGCUUAAUGUGGGACUGGAUAAAUGUAGCAGUGCAUGAGUGCUUACUGUAAAGCUUAGUGUGCCCCGUUGUACCAUUCCAGACAGCGAGGCACCAAGCAUCCUUCACGAACGCUGGUGGUCACAGACCUUUGGAGCCACGGAACACUCUUGUCUAGUUAUGCUAUUCACAUCAAUGUUACUUUGAAGCAUGUCAGAGUAAAAAUGUCUAAAGACUAAAAGAUGAAAUUGGGAACAAAGAAAACCACACGCAUGCCCUUUUUAAUGUACACUGGAGUGAGAACCAGUUUCACACCACAUCCAAGCGUUGGGUUGAGUCCUUUCCAAGAGGGUGUUUAGUUUGUCCUGUGAUCGUCAUUAGAGAUUUGGACCACUAUUGUGUUUUGCUACUCAUUGAGUGUAGUCCCCAAAAGCCUUGUGAAAAUGUUUAAUGCCCUCUGUAACAGCUACAUAACAUGAAUAAAAAAUAUUUUAUAAACCAA